GGGCGGCGGAAGGCGGCUCCGGUGGCGGCCGGCGCGGGCGCUCGUCGCGGCGGCGGCCGGCGGAGGGCGGGGCGGUGCCUUUGUGUGAGCGAGCGGCGAUGGUGCGGGGCGCCGGGCGGAGCCCCUUGCCCUGCCACUUUCUGGAUGCCAAGCACCUCCUGCGGCUGAUGAGGGCGUGAAGAAGCAGCUGACCAGGACAGGGACCCCCAAGCAGCUGCUAAGAUGGGCAUGAGGAUCAAGCUGCACAGCACCAACCACCCCAACAACCUGCUGAAGGAACUCAACAAGUGCAGGCUCUCUGAGACCAUGUGCGACGUCACCAUUUUGGUGGGCACCCGCUCCUUUGCCGCACACAAGGCUGUCCUGGCCUGUGCUGCAGGCUACUUCCAGAACCUCUUUCUGAACACGGGGCUGGACGCCGCUCGGACCUACGUCGUGGACUUCAUCACCCCGGCCAACUUCGAGAAGAUCCUCAGCUUUGUGUACACCUCGGAGCUCUUCACAGACCUGAUCAACGUAGGCGUCAUUUACGAGGUGGCGGAGCGGCUGGGCAUGGAGGACCUGCUGCAGGCCUGCCACUCGACCUUCCCUGACUUGGAGAGCUCGGCCAUCCCCAAGCAGCCCUCCCUGGCCGUGGGCGAGGGCCGGUCAGGUCCUCUGAGCAGCACCUCCUCCGAGCAGAACCAUUCCGUGGGGGAAAUCCGGAGCAGCGGGGAGCAUUUCGGCGCCGAGCGCGGUUACAUCCUGCACGGGGAGGCAGUGGGCAGCUACAAGGAGGAUGACAGGAAUAACGCGAGCGAAGGCAGCCAGGCCCUUGCCCUGAUGCAGCAGCAGCAGCCUCCCAAGACGGAGCAGGAACCAGAUGCGGGGCAGUUUGCUCCUGCCGCAAGCGUGGCAGCCCAGCCCAGCCUGGGCAGCAUGAACAUCGUCGUUCAAACCACCACGAGCUCCUGCCAGCAGUAUAAAGUCCAGAGCAACGGUGACUACAGCAAGGGUGGCUUCUUCACCACCGACACUUCCCUGGACAUCUCCACGGGAAGCAACUCCUGUCCCAGCAACAGCGACCACUCCAAAGAGCAGGGCUUUGUGCAGAUGGAUGAGCUUCAGCUGGAAGAUUUGGCUGAGGACGAACUGCACUUCGAAGAUGCCAGCGAGGAGCUGGGCCCGUCAGAAGAAGUCAUUGAGCUGAGCGACGACAGCGAGGAAGAGCUGGCCUUUGAGAACGACAGCCGGGAUAGCAAGGCCAUGCCCUGCCAGGUGUGCAAGAAGGUGCUGGAGCCCAACAUCCAGCUGAUCCGCCAGCACGCCAGAGAUCACGUUGACCUGCUGACCGGGAACUGCAAGGUCUGCGAAACCCACUUCCAGGACCGGAACUCCAGGGUCACUCAUGUUUUGUCCCACAUUGGCAUCUUCCUCUUCUCCUGCGACAUGUGCGAGACCAAGUUCUUCACCCAGUGGCAGCUCACCCUGCACCGCAGAGAGGGGGUGUUCGACAACAACGUCAUCGUCCACCCCAGCGACCCGCUGCCGGGGAAGGUUGGCAUGUUUGGCGGAGGAUCUGGCUCGGAGCUGGCAUGCGCCGCCUGCGGGAAGCCUUUGGCCAAAGACUUCCACACCGUCCGCAACCACAUCCUGGACCACGUGAACCUGAAAAGCCAGACGUGCGGCGUAUGCGAUCAGAGGCACGUGAGCCUCUGCAGCCUGAUGUGGCAUGCCCUGUCUCACUUGGGGAUCUCAGUCUUCUCCUGCUCUGUUUGCGCCAACAGCUUUGUGGACCGGCACCUUCUGGAGAAGCACCUGGCCGUCCACCAGAACGUGGAGGAGGCCCUUUUCCGCUGCCACUUCUGCGGGCAGAGCUUCAAGCUGGAGGCAGCGUACCGCUACCACGUCAGCCAGCACAAGUGUGGCAGCGGCCUGGACAUCCGACCCAGCUUCGGUGACCGGCUCCAGCCGCAGGGCCUGCAGAAGAGGAAGCUGCCUGAGGAGUUCCUGAGCGAAGACCUGGCGCUGCAGAGCCAGCCGGGCAACAGUAAGUACAGCUGCAAGGUCUGCGGGAAGAGGUUUGCCCACACCAGCGAGUUCAACUACCACCGGAGGAUUCACACCGGAGAGAAGCCCUACCAGUGCAAGGUGUGCCACAAGUUCUUCCGCGGCCGCUCCACCAUCAAGUGCCACCUGCGGACGCACUCAGGGGCCCUCAUGUACCGCUGCACCGUGUGCGGCCACUACAGCUCCACGCUCAACCUCAUGAGCAAGCACAUAGGCGUGCACAAAGGCAGCCUCCCCCCGGACUUCACCAUUGAGCAGACUUUCAUGUACAUUAUCCAUUCCAAAGAUGCGGAGAAAAAUGCAGACAGCUGAUGGGGUGAGGCAGGGCAGGGCCAGCAAAGGAGCAAACGCUCGCGACAGAAGCUGUGGAGAAACGUCACUUAUUUUAUUUAAUGGUCAGGCGUCAUGGAUGGAAUCCUCUUUUUCUAUUUUUAUUAUUAUUUUUUUUUAAUUUUUGGCCUUGCUAGGUCUUUUUAGAUUGGCAUUGUACAAAUCAACAGCACGUAAGCUACAUCACUGUUUCUGAGAAGUCCAUCAUGUUUACUUACCUCUGAUCCUGUUAGAGGCCAAUGAGUUUUGUGUUUUUAGCAUUUCUCACUAGGUUUUGAAUCUAGAUUUUAUUUUUAAACCUUUUAGCCCACUUGACUAGGCUAACCCUCAGUUUGAGCUUACCCACAAACUGAUGCUGCUAAGAUAUUUUGACACCUGACCUCAGUAGAGAGGGACAGAGCUAGAGCAGGAUGGUGCUGGACUUGAAGAAAAAGAAAAAAGACAGGAAAACAAAGACUCGUUCUAGGCAUCACUGGGGUUCUGCUGCUAUUGUGAGGAGAGUCUGUGUCACAGGAUCGGCCUUGCCACCAUGGCUCCACUGCAGGGGAGAUGAGCAGGCAGUGAGGCGGGAUGCCAGGGGCACGCAACAGAGGGCGGCUGGGGGCCCUGGGCAUGUUGCUGCCAUGCCCGUGAUGCUGCUGCUGUCUUCAAAGACCCCGUUUUUGGACAAAGGGAAAGGAAGGAGCCGGCCACCUCGUGGCAGGGAGCAGCCCGAGCAGGGGGCUGCUCAGAGGGUAUGGGUGCUGCGAGCAGGGAGGUCCCAUGGAGGAAUGGCCGAGCGAGGCAGGGCAGCAGCUCCGUGCUGAGGGAUCGGCUGCUUCCUAGGAGGCGCUUUGCAGCGGCAUCAUCGUGCCCGGCUUUUGCCAGCUGCUGAGGGCGUGCUGGCAUCUCCUCUGUUCUUGUGCACGUGGCGCUUGCUGCGUCCCAGGGCGUCGUGUUGGAAGCUGCAGGAGAGCAGCGUUGCUGAGGCUGCGUGAUCCCAGCGCAUGAGCACAAGACAAAACCGUGGCCUUAUCUCUCCGUCGGUGUCGUCGGGAAGGACGGAGCUCUGCCAGAGGCGUGGCCCCCGCUGCUGCCACCGCUGCCGCCAUGGGUUGCCGCAUCCCGGACGUGUCUCCUCGCCAACGAGCGCUGCAGGACGGUGUUGGUGCCGAUGUGAGUUCGUUCGCCUUCUGUCGCGACGCCGUGACCGCGGCGUGUACCGGGGCAGCCACUGGGAGCCGCGUGUGCUGCAGUGUGGGCUCCCGGGGCCGGGCCGGCCCUGCCGGCAGUGUUUACACCAGGAAGGGUGGGACCGGCUCGUUCCCAUGCUAUCCUGCUGUGGGGCAGAGGUGGAGAGGAACAUAUUUUCCAAAUACCACAGCGUGAGUUAUAACUGCCCUUAGGUAACUCAUACUACCUCACAAACAGGAAGCGCUUUCAAGCCACAGUCGUCGUAAAUUGGGCUCCUGUGCUUCUGCAAAGAUAUGCUGUUACAAAACAAAACUAGUGAUUUGCAAACCCUGUGAGAUCACCCUGCUUCCCCCUCCGCUCGAAGGGGCAACCCGCAGCCCAGCAUGGUCCGGACGCGUGGUUCGUGAGCUAGGAAUUCCUGGGGAUUGCUCCCCCCGCUCCACUGUGGCCUUGGGCAAGUCACUUCACCUCUUUGCCUCAGUUUCCUCAUCUGUAAAAUGAGGGUGGUAACACUUGUGGUACCGACCUACCUCCCUGGAGUGUGCUGAAGAUUACUGGCUCACAUCUGCAAAGCGCGUGGAAGAUGCAAAGCACCUCGUGAGUAUUAACAUGUAGCAUCCGAGGAGAUGACAGCCUCCAUCCUCUCCUGUCCUGUAGCGGUUUCUUGAGGUACAACGGCCACCCAGCUGGGUCAUUCUACUCCUGUUACAGCCUUCCCCAUCGAAAGCAACUCUUCCUUUAGUCCCAUCCAAGUCCUGUGGAAUGAGCUACGUAGCAAUACAAGGUGAGGGGAGACUGAAACUUGUGGGUUGAGAUAAGGACAGGGAGAUCUCCCUCCACUUGCCAUUAUGGGCAAAACAGCCUUGGCUUGGGGAAGAUUAAUUUAUUGCCAGUUAAGAACCGUAGAGCAGUGAGAACUAAAAGCAGACUAAAAACACCUUCCUCCCAUCCACCCUCUUCUACCUCCUCUCCCAAGCAGUGCAGGGGAACAGGGGCUGCGGUCAGCCUGCAGCGCUUCCUCUCCACUACUCCUUCAUCAUCACGCUCUUCCCCUGCUCCAUGCAGGGUCCCUCCCACGGGAUGCUGUCCUUCCUGAACUGAUCCCACGUGGGCUCUCUGUGGGCUGCAGCCUCCUUCGGGCCACAUCCCCCUGCUCCCCCCUGGUCCCCUCCAGGGGCUGCAGGGGAACUCUGCUCCCACACCUGGAGCACUGGCGCGCCCUCCUUCUCCCACUUCGGUGUCUGCACAGGGCAGGGGCAGAGGAGCCGACCUCACUUGGGAGGAAAAGGGGAAGUGGAGGCUGCUGAGGGGUUCGCAUCCUUUCCCCCAUCCGUGUCAUGUUGGCCAGGUUUGGGCCAGCUGACUGCCUGCUGGAGAUGCCUAACGGGACUCGUCCGCUUGGCACUUUGGUGCGUGCAGUAUGUUUACAGAGGAAAAUAGGUACUGAUAUGGUAGGUGGCUCGUGUGGGAGAUGGGGGAGGUGUCUGUCAGCCAGAGUUGCGCUUCCCGAGUGCUGGUUGUGGGGUGCUGCUGGUCAGCCAGUGGCCUUGGUGCGGGACCCCCGGCAGCAAGGAGCCGUGCCCACCCUGCUGGCUCAAAGGGAAGAGCUCAGGAGCCGUGUUGGGGGCCGGCAGCACGGCACUGGGGGGCUCGUUGAGGCACAGGGUCGCCUCCGUUGUCCUGAUGGUGGUGAGGUGUGCUGGUGGAUGGCGCCCUGGCAUGUGGGGAAUGGACGUGGUCUGCUUUGGAGGUUGUUAUGAAGGAUGUGAGGGAGGCUUGGGACCACUGAGUCUUCAAAGCCUCAAGACCCUCCUGAAAUGCCCCAGGAGCUUCAAUGAGCUUCGGGACGCCUCGGGGCACUGGUGCAUGGUAACAGCCUGCAGCCCCGUGUCUAGCUAAGCUGUGAAGCAAAAGCCUUUUGUGCACAUAAACCAAAAAGAGAAGCUUUUACACUGAAACAGUAGCGGGCAAAGCAAGCCCACCCUUCUGAGCACAGGGACAGGAAAGCAAAAGCCCACCCCGUCUUCUGCCGGCUGCUUUUGGUGUGUGGGUGGGGAGAGAGCGCUCAGGUCCCUGAUGUUUCUGUCUUGGUUUCUUCCCUGUGUGGUCAUGAAUUAUUCCCACGUGAAGCUGCCUGUGAUUGGCAGCGAGCUCUCGUUUGUGGAGGCAGUGUGGGAACGGGGCCAUGGCUGAGAGGGGCUGAGGGAGCUCUCCUCCCCUGUGGUCGGGGGGCUGCAUGGCAUGCCCCACACCGGGCCUGGCCCCACAUCGGGCCCGGCCCCACACGGCCCCUCUGCCAGCCCCACCAGGCCUGGGAUGGGGCCCCAGCAGCCCCCACGGCGCUGCGAAGGGUGCUCGGAGCUGCCUUGCUCCGACCCCUGCAAUGCAUCACGCCGUUCUGGUUUGUCCUCCCCUUUCUCGAAGGAUCUGGGUCUCUUAACAAAAUAAUUAAGCAGAAGAAAGGAAAAAAAAAAGUUGAAUUGCUGUCUAACCUUUUUGUUAAGUUAAUAGUAGGUACUGACCUCCUGAUAUUUAAGUGUUUACUAUCUAUUUGCUGUAAAGUUUUGUAUAUUUUGUAAACUUUCCCCCCAAAUAGUAGAUGUCUAAAAUCGUUGUACAUUGGGUUCUUUUAUACUCCAUUGUUCAGCACAAAGUGUGGUUUUUAUUUAGAAUAAUAAAAUGAAAAAUGUUGA
Messenger RNA from Cygnus olor (mute swan), 6245 nucleotides. RefSeq names its product zinc finger and BTB domain containing 39 (gene ZBTB39). Gene Ontology annotation, biological process: negative regulation of transcription by RNA polymerase II; regulation of cytokine production; regulation of immune system process. The transcript is spliced from 2 exons. The record is from RefSeq and is a predicted model, not a curated record. Lineage: Eukaryota; Metazoa; Chordata; Aves; Anseriformes; Anatidae. The coding region runs from base 223 to 2361 and encodes 712 amino acids. Gene Ontology annotation, molecular function: protein binding.